GUGAUAAAAAUGAUUUUUAGGAAAGAAGACUCUGGUCCAGGAACCAGACCGUUUAUUCUUUUAUUCUGGAAUUCUGGGGCAGUGCUCUUUCCCGUGAUCCAAUAUCAACUUUGCGAGGCCAACCGAAUGAUUCUCAUUUACUACACAACAGAAUCCAUUUGCAUAGGUCGACCGGACUGGGAAAGCCCUCCGCGAGUCUUCUCUGGCAUCACUACUCUCAAGACUGGACCCAGCCGAAAUCAUUGUGGUUUAUUCCAUCCACAACAAGAUCCGUCGCAGUCAAUAGGAGUUCGUUGUGGUUAUGGUUGGCCAUUCAUAUUUUUGCACCUGCUUCUUGCUGCAAAACACGGAGAUUGUGUGCAGGCGCUUCUUUUGCGUGAUGCAAGGGGACAGCAGGUGCAAGUAUUUGAUCAGCCUCGUUCUCAAGCACUGGUUCAAGGAGCAGUGGCAGGGUCUCGAAGGUUUCGAGACGAAAAUUGGUUCAAAGCUUCUAGUCGCCUACCCGCAUUACAUCGCCUCCACCAGGACCGAGGAUCACCCUGCCAGCGCUUGUACGAGGAUUGCGCACACCUUGUUCUCUACAGAAUCCUCGGCACUACAGCCAAGGAAGGAAGAGCGACUGAGGAUAAAGCGACACGCAGAUGCGAUGCAAACGCUCAACAACCUCUCAAUCUCGCUGAAACGGAGACGGGACUCAUAGAGCUACAGGACGCGUCUGACAACGAAGCAGGUCUUGGUGUCACCAAAGACCCACUUGUAGUGAAGCCGAAGGGGCGUCCAAGAGCCAAACGUAUCAAGAGCAGCAGUGAGAUGUCGCGACCAUCCAAAGAAUUCCAUCCUGCUGAAACAGACCUUGAACAAUAAGCGAGU
Messenger RNA from Gamsiella multidivaricata, 870 nucleotides. RefSeq lists its product as uncharacterized. The transcript is spliced from 2 exons. The annotation marks the transcript as partial. Lineage: Eukaryota; Fungi; Mortierellomycota; Mortierellomycetes; Mortierellales; Mortierellaceae. The record is from RefSeq and is a predicted model, not a curated record.